Messenger RNA from Triticum aestivum (bread wheat), 962 nucleotides. RefSeq lists its product as uncharacterized. Lineage: Eukaryota; Viridiplantae; Streptophyta; Magnoliopsida; Poales; Poaceae. Bases 291 to 785 code for a protein of 164 amino acids. The record is from RefSeq and is a predicted model, not a curated record. The transcript has 4 exons.
CCUUAUUUAGGUUUCAAUAAUUUGUUCUUUUAUUUCCAUUUCUCCUGACCCUACCUCUAUUAUCACAACCCGUGGAUUACACAUGCCAGUCCCCGAUAUUGCUCUCUGGCUGGUAAAACUAUUGUCGACCAGUUGUAUGGAUCCAAGCUUCUUGACCACGAAGCUUGAUGUCUCAUAUUCCGCCGUUUGAAUCAGAUUGAUAACAAAUUGCUAUACCCUGGAUCCACCCCGAAAUGGCGCUGUUACAUCGAAGCUGAUUUCUCUACUGCUAUACUCGCUGGCGAAAAUGUAUGGGACAUGGUAUCUGUCUAGAAACAAUUCAUCCCAGAAUAUAUAAGCCAACAACUACCGAACACGCGCCUACUUACCUUCAGUCUGGAUGGAGUGUGUAUUGUUGGGACAUGAAGAGGAAGAUCAUCCACAUGUGCGACCCACUGGCCGAUGCUUCUUCUUACACUGCCCAAAAAGCCAGCCACCUAAUUAUUGCAGAAAAGCUUCAUGAUGCCCUCUUCACCUAUUUGAACAAGUUUUCCAAGUCAUGGCAUGUUGACGCAGCUAAUUGGAAGAAAAACUUCCAGUUCCUUUCGGCCACAUUGUUUGACCGCAACAAGAGUGGCGUCUGUAUGAUUCACAUGGCUCAUUACUUCAACGUCAUCGGUCUUGCUACAAAGCUUGACAAUGAAACACUUGGUCAUCAGAAGAAACUCAUGGCGGCCGAGUUACUCCAGUUAGAUGGCAACCUCGCCAUCCUCCCAGCAACGUUGACAAAAAUCUUACAUGGCUAGUAUAAGGAAGAAUAGUUCUUCGAAACCAGUACUCCGUGAUGUACGCACAUCAUCUAUAUCUGAACUCCAUACUAAGUUUCAUAUAUCAGCAAUUUUUUUAGCGAACAAUGUAACGGAUAUUCGAAUCUACCCCCUGUUUUAAAGAUUUACUAUUAUUAUUCAACUAUUUUAUUCCUA